Helianthus annuus (common sunflower) is the source of this 2437-nucleotide messenger RNA. RefSeq names its product fimbrin-5. The record is from RefSeq and is a predicted model, not a curated record. NCBI's taxonomy places the organism in Eukaryota, Viridiplantae, Streptophyta, Magnoliopsida, Asterales, Asteraceae. The transcript is spliced from 14 exons. Bases 435 to 2435 code for a protein of 666 amino acids. Gene Ontology annotation, biological process: actin filament bundle assembly; actin filament network formation. Gene Ontology annotation, cellular component: actin filament bundle; actin filament; cytoplasm. Gene Ontology annotation, molecular function: actin filament binding.
UGUAAUUGGCUCCAAAUGGGCAAGUCCCAUGUUAACAAGCCAUCACCUUCUCUUCGAUUUUCUUUCCCCAAAGUUUACGCAGGUCCGAAAGACAAUGCGAUUUUCAUGCACUCCCCUUCAAUUCACAAAACCAUAAUCAGCUUGUAACCCUACGUCAAUUCUUGGGCUUCUUCGAUAAUAUGGAUUAUUACUAUUGACCCAUGAUCAAUCUUGUUAAGGUUUUGUUAUCUGUUUUCCUAAUAAUCAUGUGAUUCUUGAUGGUAAAAAUCCAAUCUUGCCAUUCGUUUUCUUGAAAUCUUAUGUGAGUAGAUCAUUCCAGACAUUAAUUCAUCUGGGUUGGUUGUAAUUCUCCAAUUCAUGCCAAAAAUCUGUCUGAUUGUUUAAUCUUGGUUGAUACAUUUCAAGAUUUGCUCAACUCGGAAAACGAAUGAAAGAUGUCGACUUUCGAGGGUGUCUUUGUGAAUGAUCAAUGGCUGCAAAGCCAGUUUACGCAAGUCGAGCUUCGUAAACUUAGAACCAAAUUUGUUUCAGCAAGAAAUGAAUCUGGGACAGUCACAAUACAGGAUUUGCCGCCGGUUUUGGCAAAACUAAAGCCCUUUAAUGAGGUAGCAAGCCAGGAUGAAGUUAACCGAAUGCUAAGCGACUCAUAUUCUAACUUGUCCAAAGAGUUGGAUUUCGAGGGCUUCCUUCGGGUAUAUCUGAAUUUACAAUCUCGAGCAAGUGCGAAAAUGGGAACUUCAAAAACUUUCAGAACGACUUCAUCGUUUGUGAAAUCGGGGACAACUCUCCUUCGCCACAGCAUUAGCGAAACGGAAAAGGCUUCAUAUGUUUCUCAUAUUAACAACUAUCUUGGAGAAGAUAAAUUUUUGAAGCAAUUUCUUCCUUUAGACCCUGCUACCAAUGCUUUAUUUGAUCUUGCUAAAGAUGGAGUCCUAUUAUGUAAGUUGAUUAAUGUGGCUGUUCCCGGUACGAUAGAUGAGCGAGCUAUCAACACUAAAAAGGUUCUUAAUCCAUGGGAACGAAAUGAGAAUCACACGCUUUGCCUUAAUUCUGCAAAGGCUAUAGGCUGCACUGUUGUUAACAUUGGCACACAGGACUUGGCUGAAGGAAGACCACAUCUAUUACUCGGGUUGAUAUCGCAGAUAAUUAAGAUACAACUUUUGUCGACAGUCGAUCUAAAGAAAACCCCUGAGCUCGCAGCGAUGGUUGAAGAUAGCAAGGAAGCUGAAGAACUCAUGGGUUUGGCACCAGAAAAAGUGCUUCUAAAAUGGAUGAACUUUCAGUUAAAGAAAUCAGGCUACAAAAAAGAAGUUACAAACUUUUCAUCUGAUCUAAAGGACGGAGAGGCAUACGCGCAUUUACUUAACGUUCUAGCCCCAGAACACGGUACCACUAAAACUUUGGAAACGAAAGAUCCCACAGAAAGAGCAAAGUUGAUUAUCGAACAAGCGGAGAAAUUGGACUGUAAAAGAUAUGUUACAUCUAAGGAUAUUGUUGAAGGGUCCACAAAUUUAAAUCUCGCAUUCGUUGCGCAAAUAUUUCAGCAUAGGAAUGGGCUUACUAUAGAUAAAACUAAGACUUCAUUUGCGGAGAUGAUGACCGACGAUGAAAGCACAUCACGGGAAGAAAGAUGUUUCAGAAUGUGGAUCAACAGUCUUGGAGUCGAAACACAUAUUAAUAACGUGUGGGAGGAUGUCAGAAACGGAUGGGUUCUUUUAGAAGUUCUUGACAAACUCGCUCCGGGGUCAGUUAUGUGGAAGCAAGCAACAAAACCUCCAAUUAAGAUGCCGUUUAGAAAAGUCGAGAAUUGCAAUCAAGUUAUAAGGAUUGGGAAAGAAUUAAAUUUCUCGCUCAUCAAUAUUGCUGGAGCCGACAUUGUUUCAGGAAACAAGAAGCUUAUAAUAGCGUUCUUGUGGCAGUUGAUGCGAUUUAGCAUGCUCCAACUUCUCAAAAAUUUACGAACUCAUGGUCAAGGAAAAGAGAUAACCGAUGCUGAUAUCCUCCAAUGGGCAAACAUGAAAGUCAAACAGUCAGGAAAAAGACAAAUGGAUAGCUUUAAGGAUAAACGACUAUCAGACGGUAUUUUCUUCCUCGAGCUUCUUAGUGCAGUGGAUAAAAGGGUUGUAAACUGGGGUCUUGUUACCAAGGGCGAGAACGAGGAGGAUAAGAAGUUAAACGCAACGUAUAUAAUUAGUGUUGCAAGAAAGCUAGGGUGCUCCAUCUUCUUAUUGCCUGAGGACAUUCUAGAGGUUAACCCGAAGAUGAUCCUGAUUUUGACAGCAAGCAUCAUGUACUGGAGCUUGCUACAGAAGGCUAAGACCGAAGAAGAAGAUAGACCACCCGAAGAAGAAGCAAACGCAGCGAUGGAUGAAGCCGCUAGCGAAGAUGGUAGUACCCAAGCGAAAGAAGAAACGGUUGAGAACGAUAAUGAAUGAUU